Molecule: messenger RNA, 1251 nt
Organism: Talaromyces proteolyticus
Lineage: Eukaryota; Fungi; Ascomycota; Eurotiomycetes; Eurotiales; Trichocomaceae
Product: MT-A70-domain-containing protein
Exons: 1
Cellular component (GO): nucleus; RNA N6-methyladenosine methyltransferase complex
Molecular function (GO): methyltransferase activity
Source: RefSeq, a predicted model, not a curated record
AUAAUUUACCAAAACCCUCAAGAAACAAUAUUCAUAGUUGAUAUUCCCACUUCCAUACAACUAGCUCAGACUUUACCCAAUAAUUUCGCCAAAAAACAGAGCAAAUUACUCUAUUCAACAGCAUUAAAAUCACCCUAUCCAUCUUCACCAGAGCCAAAAACCGACGCUGCUCGAGCUCGGGUGCUGGAACGGAUUCCCGAUUCGGAGAAAAGCUUUCUUGAAAAGACUGAUUACUUUGUGAAAUUUUCUUUUUGGGCACUCCAGGGACAACGUGGAUUAUCCGAUAUCUGGUGUUAUCCCAGGGUAAUUCUACAAGAUGGUGCGAGUGAAAGAGACGACCGAGUAGGCCCAGAUGAGUCAGUCGAUAUACACAAAAAGAAGCGAAAGUUUAAAAUUGAGGGACAAGAUUUGUCUGUCGAUAAUAACUGUGGGCCGCCGAUAAUAUUAUCAGCAUCAAGCAUUAAUGAGUUUUCUGGUUAUUCGGAUCUUCGGGGCGCAGAGGUCAGGAACCCGUCUCUUGAACCAGUCGUCAUACAAGUCAAAGACACGAAAGAUAGCAACCCCGACGAGGCUGUUACGAAAUAUACGAUUCCACCCAAAUCAUCAUUUGUCCUCAACACUUUAUCAGCUCCUUCUAUCACCAAAUCACUAAAUAUUCACAUCAUACCAAACAUUUCCAAAAUGUUAAAGUUCAAUAUCAUCCUACUUGACCCUCCCUGGCCGAACCGUUCUGUUCGGCGGUCUUCGCAGUACCAUACUCAUAGGUACCUGGAAAUGGACACUCUUGUAUCGAUUAUGAUAGAAAUUAUCCGCGCCCAUCUCACCAGCGAAGAAAAAGCGUUCGUAGCAAUAUGGACUACUAAUAACGCCAAAUCCCGCCAAUCUGUGUACGAAGCUUUUGAACUUGCAGACCUAGAAGUAAGUGAAGAAUGGAUAUGGCUCAAAGUUACAGAGCAUGGCGAGCCUGUGGUGCCUUUGAACGGAUUAUGGAGAAAACCAUACGAAGUUCUUCUUAUUGGGACACGAAAAGUGAAAGAUACGGUUGGAAACGGCGAAAUAUUAAAAAGGCUCAUUAUAGCUGUGCCAGAUAUACACUCAAGGAAGCCGAAUUUGAAAGAGCUGUUUGAGAGUUUGUAUUUUGGAACGAACGAGUACAUGGCUCUGGAAGUUUUUGCUCGGAAUUUGACUAGUGGGUGGUAUUCUUGUGGAAAUGAUGUGCUUCGAUUUAAUGCUGGCCAAUGGUGGUUGGAU